UAUGCGUUAUACAGAAGUCUGUGCUCUGGCCCUAUGCCAACGCUCGUUCCAGUUAGUAUAUAUUUCAGUGGUAAAGUGUGAAUAAAAAGAACGGACCUCGCGAAUCACAUGUUUCGCGUCGGUGUCAGCGUCUGUGGUUGCCAUUUAGCAACGGCCGGUGUAUAAACAUAGAUGGCUAUUCACGAACAUCAAAUCUUACUCACAGCUUCAUUCUUCUGUGUCGUGUGAUCACGUGUUUGAACGUUUAUUUUUCGCAUUUCUCAUUACAUAUAAUAACAGCUUAAGCACAAUCCAAUUGAGAUGUACUCGAGACAUAUCCCAAGAUAUCCUGGAUGUGUCUAGGAUGAUUUUGGAGCAUCUUAUGUUGUCUGGGCUGUUAUACGUUUCAUGCGUGCGUUAGUCAACGUCUCACGACACUCGCUGGUUCUAACGGAAACCGGAAUCUGAAUUUUAACCAAAAAUGGCAGACGAUCCAGAUCGUGAUAUUUUGCCUGUAAAAGAAGGCUCUUGUGCGGACACACUGAUAAGUGCUAUAGAUCCCAGGGAACGUCAUCUUGUUUGCAAGCUCGAUCGUUACCAGUUGGAGGAUAAGUAUCUGCGUUUGCUCGACGAGGCGAGUAAUCUGAAAAAAUUGAGCAACUGCCAGGAGGACAAAAUUAAAAGGCUCGGUACGAAGCUAAUUAGACUGGCCGGUAAUCCAAGAUCAUAUGGUAUAUCGUUAGAUAUCGUCGGCGACGAUAAGAACAGGAUGUCCGCGCUCGAGCUUGAGAACACUAAGCUGAAGGAAAAAAUCACGGUGAUGAGAAACCAAUUGUUGAGUCACACAAUGAGCGGUAGAUCGUCAUCACGCAGUCGUAAUCUCAUCCGACCAACAUCCUCUGGGCUUGUGACGUGCCGAAGUGAGAACCGUUCGAGAGUACCAUCUUGUCAGUGCAUUGUUGAUACAGGGCACGAUGACAACGAUGUACGGAAUUAUAUCGUUAAGAUCGAGAAACUGGAGGCGCAGAAGAAAGAUAUGGCGUGUCGUAUAACAGACUUAGAGAAGGAGCUGGCUCUAUAUUCGGCCAGUAGUCAAAGAGAGAAGGUGGCGGAGAAUGUCGAGUACAUACGAGUGUGGCGACAGAUGAAGCAGCUAAAUGAAAAGCUAAUAACGGCGCAAGACAAGAACGUAACGCUCACCACCGAAAUUAAUGACUUGAAAACGACCAUCGAGCAAACAGCAAGGAAUAAUCAAGAGAUCGCGGCUGUUCUCACGUCGGAGAGGACGCGCAUAGCUGAGAUGGACGAUCAAAUGUUGAAGGCGCAGAAUUCGCAACUUGCAUUGCGUGAGAAGGAGGAGCAAAUACGGGAUCUAAUGAAUGAAAUUAAGAUAUUGCAACAACAUAAUAACGAGCUUAUCGCCCUCAGUUCAAAAUACGGUCAAGUCGAGAUGGAGAAUAUCGAACUAAAGAAGAAGCUCUCUGAACACGUUCACGAACAACAGACGUUGAGGACUGCGUUUAAUAAUGAUCAAGUCAACAUCAUGGCGUUACAAGCUACCAAUGAGCAAUUGCUCACGAAACUUCAAGACUUGCAAGCAACUAUAGACACCUUAACGGUGCAAUUAACGUCUCUUCAUAAGCAAAAUGAAAAGCGCGACGCUGCAAUGGCGACAUCAUCGGAGACGCCUAUGAGCACAGCGAGCAAGAGAGAAGAUGAUCCGUCUAAGCAAGUCUGUUCCGCUUCCAUAGAAAAAUGUAAGAAAUGUUGCGAGAUGUAUGACAAAGUCACGCAGCUAGAGAAAGCUGUGGACAAUGCUCGGAAAAGUUGGCAGUCAUUAAAUCAGUCGUCAGUUAGGUCGGUACAGACAAUAACCACGCCUAUCAGCACAAAGGAACAGAGUGUAAUGACGAUUCCGGAGAGUGAAGAGAAGAAAAAUUUGCAGCCACAGUCGCCGUUGAAGGAACGGAAGAUGAAUCACGAGAGGAACAGUUUAUCACGAGAAAAGAUAUUAAAGCUGCUGGAUCAGGCGCAGAUUAACACGCCGUUGGACGUGUCGAGAAUUGCUCCGAAGGAAGAGUAUACGGACAUUUUGGAUGUAGCGCAGACUCAGAGGCACAGGCAAGUUGUACCUCUUGAGAAACUAUUGUUCGGUGAUUCUAAUUGUAUAAUAGGUUCGUACAAUACAUACUGCGACAUAGCGUUUAGAAUUGCAUUUAACAAUUUAACAGCGUGCUUCAAUUAUUAUGUAAAAGAUGAAAUCGUUGCGUUUGAUAUCAUCAUGACUGUCUAUUACAGCGACGGAGAAAUAUCUUCUCAGAUGCUUUGCGAUGAAUCGUGUCCCGUGCAGAAAAAUUCACAGAGGGAAAAACUCGCAAUUUUGGAGAAUAUGGCAUCGAAUCAGAUCCUACUGAUGCUAUUGGAUGUUUUGCACGACUAUCUGUCGCUUAACGCUGACGAAAGAACAUCUUCGAAACAUCAAGUUCUUACGAUGGAGGAUACACUGACCGACGUCAACAACAAUCUCGCUACAAAGAAUGAUAAUCAUGAUCUCAGCACAGACAAAAAGACUUAUCCCUGUAAAUAUCAGCAAACAACAGCUUGCCACGAUGGAGACUUUGUCGCAGAUAUCAACAAAAAUAUCCACAAAAGCGCAAAGCUUAGCAGUAAUUGCAUUAACGUCAAGAACUGUCCUGCAAGUUUAGGAUCCGAUUGCUUCCUGGGUUAUGUCCCGGAAGAAUCUGUAACUGUCUCAACGAAAUACGUUGGUUCACUCACGAAAGAGACACAGGAUAAGACUACUUGUUGUCUUGCAAUUUAUGAGAAACCGAAGAAAGUAUCGUGCUACGAUAUUAAUAAUGACAGCCGUACUGAGAAUGUGAAGACUUCGUUAUUACCUAAAUGCGAUCUGAUGUGCCACUUGCGAAAACAGAACGAUUCGCCAACUAAACGGGAGAAGCGGACAAUUUGCAAGAACAAAUGUCUAGGCGACGAUAUGCAACUGUACGUUGGUUCAGCGGAAUCCUUUCCUCUAUUAAUUACCGAUAAGCAAGGUCUCAUCGAAAUUCACGUAUCGCAACUGCAGCUUUCCACGUUGGCCUCAAAAAUGUCGGGAGAAGAGGACCUGUGUAAUCUUUACGUUUACAUAAGCUGGGACAUUUGGGAUGAGAAGACGGCAUACACGAUGGCGAUGAAAUGUCCAGACCUGAACUUCAACUUUUCCUCCGUAUAUCGCAUCGCGGAUCUCUUCUCCUUCUUCAAGAACGUGCUAUUGGAGCAUUUGGUCUUUCGAGUGAACGUCGUUCGUUGUGACGACACGAAAUACACGAUUGCCAGAGCGAGAGUCUCCAUGAAAGAUAUCCUAGACUAUCCCCAGAACAAGUUGCAUUACAUCGUGCCUGUGUACAGCAUCAUUCCUUGCAGCUACAGCGUCAACUUUGGCCAACUGUCGGUGUGGGUACGAUUAAGUUGCAACGUCGAGAUGGUCCAAGUUUUUAAGGAGCAAUGCGGUAUAACUUCGUUACGGGAUACUGCGUCGCGAGAUACUGCUCACAUAAAGUUUCCAUCAAAAGUGGAUACGCUCAAGGAUCAAAAGGAUAGCGGUGUUAAAUCCGUAAUUUCCAAGAACGAUCGACACUUUCGCCUACCAUCAGACUCAAAUUUCUUGUAUGAAACAACGAACUCGGACGAGAACAAUUGCAUCACUUCCAAUAACGAAGAAUCCUCUUCGAUGCGCGUUAAUGAUACGAAUGAGAUUUUCGACGAAGAAGACGAGAUAUGCCAAACGAAGAAGAGAUCAGAUUCCGAAGUAACGAUAGAUGAUAGAAAGGAAGUAGUAAAGGAUCAUGCAUUGGCGGAAUCAUCGAACACGGAGUUUAAUGCCAUCAUCACAGACAAGCUUGAAAAGGAUACGAUAAUCAUAGAAAUAGUGAGCGUGCUGUUCUUUGACGAUCCCAUUGUACUGGAUGAUGAGAUAUGUUUGAUUUUCGUGGAAUAUUCUUUCCUCGGACAUUACGGUAAAGAUAUGGAAACCCUUUCCGUGAAAAAACCGCGAGCAGCUAAUCAAGAGAUGGUUUUCAAUUUUCGAAAAAAAUUCCGGAUAGAUGAGAGAACACACACUGUCGAGAGGAAUACCUUACGUACUAUGUUGACCGAAUAUAUAAGUCCAAACAUUAAAUUUGUUCUUGUCAGUGAACCGUUACCCGAAGAGAUCACAACGAAAGAAUGCGAGGAUAUCGGCUUUGCGACAUUUAAUGUAAGAGAGUAUGCACUUGGUGACGGCUGCAAAGACAUAUCACUCCCUAUCAAGGAUGAUCAACAUAAAAAAAUCGGUAUUCUGAAGAUUGUCGUGCUAGGUUUCGACGCUAUUAAACAGUGUUUAAUGGACAUUAAGACGAAUAAUUUAAAGUAAAUCACAACAAAGUGGUGUAUGUGUGAGAACAUCCCUGUGUUCCGCAAUAAACGGAAGAGUCAAACUUUAAAUCUCUCGGAUAGGCAGAUGAAAAUUUAUUUAGAAUCGUCUACACAGUGUACGCAUCUCUUUCGGUUAAAUAAAUUACAUCUUACAUAAAAUAGACAAACAGAUGGAGAGAGAGAAAAAGAGCUCGCGCUUUUUCUAAAGUUUACACAUACAUAUAUAUAAAUUAUUA
Messenger RNA from Harpegnathos saltator (Jerdon's jumping ant), 4628 nucleotides. RefSeq lists its product as uncharacterized. NCBI's taxonomy places the organism in Eukaryota, Metazoa, Arthropoda, Insecta, Hymenoptera, Formicidae. The record is from RefSeq and is a predicted model, not a curated record. Bases 461 to 4390 code for a protein of 1309 amino acids. The transcript has 18 exons.